AAUGUUGUGAAAGUGGACAUGCAUGAGGAGGAAGGAGAAGCAGUGAAGUCAGGGCUUUCUAUUGUUAAAAGACAUGCAGAGGAGGAGGGAGGUGGCAGAGAUGAGACCAACUCAGGAGGAGGCGCCAACUCGGACACAGGCAGUUUCGAUGGGGAGAAUGAACAGAGUUCGAACGCUCAGAGUGCAGUGGAGAAGCCACACCCUUGCUCCCAGUGUGGCAAGACCUUCGUCACUGUGGGGAGCCUGAAGAGGCACACACAGACUCACAGCAGAGAGAAACCCCAUCAGUGCUCCGUCUGCGGGAAAUGUUUCUCACGCUCAGACGACAUGAAGAGACACCUCACCAUCCACACAGGAGAGAGGGUGAACCACGUCUGUCACCAGUGUGGGAAGACUUUCGCCAGUCUGGGAGGGCUGAAGAAACACCAGAUGACCCACACAGGAGAGAAGCCGUUCCACUGUUCCGAGUGUGGGAAAGGUUUCACAGCGCAGGGUAACCUCAAGAUCCACCAGCGCAUCCACACGGGGGAGAAACCGUACCAGUGCUCCCAGUGUCAGAAAAGCUUCUCCCGGCUGGCCCACUAUAAAGACCACCAGCAGACUCACCGGGAGGAGAAACCGUACCACUGCAAUGACUGUGGGAAAAGCUUCUCCUAUUUCAAGUCGCUCAAGUGCCACCAGAUGAUCCACAAAGGGGAGAACCUCCACCACUGCUCCGUAUGUGGUAAAGGGUUCGCCAUCCGCGGCAACCUGAAGACCCAUCUGCAGACACACACCAAGGAGAAACCACACCAAUGCUCAGAGUGCGGGAAACGGUUCUCCCGAGCCCACGACCUGAAGAAACACAAGCUGCUCCACACGGGGCAGAAGACCUACCACAUUUGCCAGUGUGGCAAGAGCUUCACGGAGCUGGGGAACCUGCGGACCCACCAGAGAACCCACACCGGAGAGAAACCAUUCUGCUGUUCCUUCUGCGGCCGAACCUUCUUGCGUGCUGGAGACCUGAAGAGCCACCAGCGGACACACACCGGAGAGAAACCGUUCAUCUGCGCCAUAUGUGGGACCAGUUUCGCCCAAUCUGGCAACCUGAAAGUGCAUCAGAUCACGCACACUAAAGAGAGGCCGUACCCUUGUACUGUCUGUGAUAAGGGGUUCACCACACCGGGGAGUCUGAAACUACACAUGAGGACACACACAGGGGAGCGGCCUUUCCUCUGUAGCGCAUGUGGGAAAGGGUUCACGGCAUCGGGGCAGCUGAAGAGGCACCAAGAGUGUCACAUGAGAGACACUGUCCAAUCAUCUCCCAGUGAAGACACGGGGCUGGCGGUGGCUUCAAAAUAAAAGUCCUCACUGAGCGGACUACGAAAUAAGAGUACUGGAAACGUGCCAUUGUGUGUCUGAACUGUGAUCAUGAUGGGAGGUUUUACUGCUUCAUGAUGUCCCUAAUGGGACACCAUUCACUAUGGGCUCUAGUCAAAUGAGACACCAUUCACUGUGGGCUCUCGUCAAACGAGACACCAUUCACUGUGGGCUCUGGUCAAAGGGGACCCCAUUCACUAUGGGCUCUGGUCAAAUGGGACCCCAUUCACUAUGGGCUCUGGUCAAAUGAGACACCAUUCACUAUGGGCUCUGGUCAAACGAGACACCAUUCACUCUGGGCUCUGGUCAAACGAGACACCAUUCACUCUGGGCUCUGGUCAAAUUGGACCCCAUUCACUAUGGGCUCUGGUCAAACGAGACACCAUUCACUCUGGGCUCUGGUCAAACGAGACACCAUUCACUCUGGGCUCUGGUCAAAUUGGACCCCAUUCACUAUGGGCUCUGGUCAAACGAGACACCAUUCACUAUGGGCUCUGGUCAAAUGGGACCCCAUUCACUGUGGGCUCUGGUCAAACGAGACCAUUCACUGUGGGCUCUGGUCAAACGAGACACCAUUCACACUGGGCUCUGGUCAAACGAGACACCAUUCACUGUGGGCUCUGGUCAAAUGAGACUCCAUUCACUCUUGGCUCUGGUCAAACGAGACUCCAUUCACUCUGGGCUCUGGUCAAAUGGGACCCCAUUCACUGUGGGCUCUGGUCAAAUGGGACCCCAUUCACUGUGGGCUCUGGUCAAAUGGGACCCCAUUCACUGUGGGCUCUGGUCAAACGAGACACCAUUCACACUGGGCUCUGGUCAAACGAGACACCAUUCACUGUGGGCUCUGGUCAAAUGAGACACCAUUCACACUGGGCUCUGGUCAAAUGGGACCCCAUUCACUCUGGUCAAAAGGACUGCACUGUAAAGGGAGUAGGGACACCAUUCAGGACCUACACUACUCCUCCCUAUUGCAGAACGUCAGUUGUUUACUCCAUGAGCCUAAAUAUGAGCUUUUUAAAGUGUCAGAGAAUGUGAUGUUUGACAAGAAAUUGUUAAUCUGAGUUCCUGAAUGACACCCAAUUUAGUGCACUACGUUUGACCAGGGCCCAUAGGGUUCUGGCUAAAAGUAGUGCACUAUAUAAUAGGGAAUAGGGUGCCAUUUGGGACGCAUGACAGUGUACAGUAUACUACAGUACUAAUGAACACUUUCUCUGGUAAACACAGUUUACUGAUUUUUGUCUCUUAUUAUCUGAGUAUUGAUCUGAUUUGAAUAAAUAAACUAUUCUAAUAAUA
Oncorhynchus masou masou (cherry salmon) is the source of this 2652-nucleotide messenger RNA. Its product is annotated as gastrula zinc finger protein XlCGF57.1-like. The record is from RefSeq and is a predicted model, not a curated record. Gene Ontology annotation, biological process: regulation of transcription by RNA polymerase II. The coding region runs from base 19 to 1341 and encodes 440 amino acids. NCBI's taxonomy places the organism in Eukaryota, Metazoa, Chordata, Actinopteri, Salmoniformes, Salmonidae. The transcript has 8 exons. Gene Ontology annotation, molecular function: DNA-binding transcription factor activity, RNA polymerase II-specific; RNA polymerase II cis-regulatory region sequence-specific DNA binding.